Molecule: messenger RNA, 342 nt
Organism: Mesocestoides corti
Lineage: Eukaryota; Metazoa; Platyhelminthes; Cestoda; Cyclophyllidea; Mesocestoididae
Source: the annotation of a GenBank genome assembly
AUGUCAAAUGAAACUGAUGAUUACCGCCAGUUAGCCAAGGUUUGCAUGAACGAGCGCUACUGGCCCUACUACGUGGCCUCCAUUCUUGCCUCGUUCUUCGGUGGCCUAAUCUUCAUUCUCACGUACCGCGCUUUCCGCAAAAUUAUCGCCUGCUUGUCGAAGCAGCGCCAAAUCGCCCGCGUCAACCAAGGGGACUGGCAUCCAAGGAGUUCCAACGUCUUCCUCGACGUUCCGACCAGCACCUCUCAGCACUCCGGGCUGAAUGUAACCGCGGCCUUGAGACAACCCCCCUCCAUGAAACACCGCCUCAGCAGUGGUAGGAUUGCGAUCUGUUUGACUUAA